Messenger RNA from Durotheca rogersii, 1644 nucleotides. RefSeq lists its product as uncharacterized. Bases 1 to 1539 code for a protein of 512 amino acids. Lineage: Eukaryota; Fungi; Ascomycota; Sordariomycetes; Xylariales; Xylariaceae. Gene Ontology annotation, molecular function: FAD binding. The transcript has 5 exons. The record is from RefSeq and is a predicted model, not a curated record.
AUGGUUCGACUCUUUAGCCUCGCGGCUCUCAGCCUUACUCUUCUCCAGUCGCUAGUGACUGCGUCGCCAUUUCCUUGCUUGAAUGGCCACUGCUCCUAUACGCGUGCCAACUUGACUCCGGAGAUUGUAGCGCGUGAACUUGGUCCGCAGCUCUCGAGGAAUUCCAGCAUCUUUGGGCCCGACGAUGCUCGCUGGGUUGAAGCUACGACGAGAUACCAGGAGUAUAACCGACCUCAUAUCUCUAUGGUUGUGGAGCCCGCGCGCGAAGACGACAUUCCCAAAAUCGUCAAAUACGCCAACAAAAACAGCUUGGAUUUUCUCACUGUCAACCGUGGACAUUCCCUCUCUGGCUUCAAUGGGAACUUCUCGGGAAUUCAGAUCAGCAUGGAUCUCCUCAGGGAUAUCACCAUCAACAAAGGCGGGAAGACAGCGUGGUUUCAGGGCGGAACCUAUGACCAGCAGGUCAUAGACGAGCUUUUUGAACAGGGCUAUGUUGCCACCACUGGAAGCUGCUCCUGUGUGGGCAUGAUGGGCCCUGGGCUUGGCGGCGGUCAUGGCCGCUACCAAGGCCGCUACGGCUUGAUUAGCGAUAACCUGGUGACUCUGCAUGUCGUCUUGGCGGACGGGACUGCCAUCACGGUCUCCGAGAAGUCCCACCCCGAUCUACUAUGGGCUAUGAAAGGUGCCGGGCACAACUUCGGUAUCGUGACGAGCUUUGAACUCAACAUAUAUCCCAGGCUUGUGGAUACAUGGUACUAUAGAAACUACGUCUGGACACAGGAUAAGCUCGAGACGGUAUUCGAGGAAAUUAACAGAUUCCACAACAACGGUACCGAGCCUGUCGACAUGGCCUACGAAGUUGGUGUGUACACGAUGAAUUACAGCGUCAGCAGCACUGAGGCCGUUAUUUGGUGGUCCUUUGCAUACUCCGGCUCUCAGGAAGAUGCUCAGAAAUACCUGACGCCUUUUGACAACAUCGAGGCUGUCAGCGUCGAGGACGGUAACGUUCCGUACCCGGAAAUCCCCGGGCGCACGGGAAGUGGCCUCGACGAUUUCGUCUGCAGCCCUGGUUACGACCACAUGGUUGCCCAGGUUGGCACUUUCACUUGGAAUGUCACGACCCAGCGACAGGUCUACGAUCUUUUCAACCAAAAGAUCCAAGAGCAGCCGGCGAUGAAUAGAUCCUCUGUCACUAUGGAAGGCUACUCCACGGAGGGUGUUAGGGCAGUUGACGCUAGAACCUCAGGAUUCCCUUGGCGCGAUGCUUACAACCAUUUGGGCUUCAUCACGAUCGCCUACCCGCCCGAUGCUUCGUUGGACGAGUUCGCCCUCGAAUGGAGGGUUCAGCACCGGGACCUGUGGAACCAAGGCCAGCCCGGGCGCCUCCCCACGACAUACGUCAACUAUGCCUGGGGCGAUGAACCCAUCGAAUCCGUCUACGGUUACGAGCCUUGGCGGCUGGAGAAGCUUCGCUCGCUUAAGGCCAAGUACGAUCCGCACGGCCGAUUCAAUCACUACAACCCCAUCACCAGGGGUUAGCAGCCUGCAUACUUGAAUGUUCCCCCAGCCUUAGCGUGUUCGCCAAGAUGAACAGAUCGGGACUGCCAUCGCAAAAGCCGUUUUCAAAUUUAUCAUAGACCGUAC